This is a messenger RNA of Diceros bicornis minor, 1125 nucleotides long. RefSeq names its product Sad1 and UNC84 domain containing 5 (gene SUN5). Gene Ontology annotation, biological process: nuclear envelope organization. The transcript has 13 exons. Gene Ontology annotation, cellular component: nuclear envelope; meiotic nuclear membrane microtubule tethering complex. Bases 1 to 1125 code for a protein of 374 amino acids. Lineage: Eukaryota; Metazoa; Chordata; Mammalia; Perissodactyla; Rhinocerotidae. Gene Ontology annotation, molecular function: protein-membrane adaptor activity. The record is from RefSeq and is a predicted model, not a curated record.
AUGCCACGGUCUUCAAGGAGCCCCAGGGACCUGUGUGACCCACCUGAAGAUGUGGUCCACACCUGCAGGGAUGCCAGGUCCAGGAGGGUCAUCCAACGAGGCCGGAACACCUGCAGGAUGACAGAGGAGCCCCCUCCAAACACAAAUGAUGCCUUCGUGCUGCCCAUCCGCGUCAACUCCCCAGCCCCAGGCCUGACUCAGUGCAUGCUGGGAUGUAUGUCCUGGGUCACCUGCCUGGCCUGCUUCCUGAGGACUCAGGCCCACCAAGUUCUGUUCAACACCUGCAGAUGCAAGCUACUCUUCCAGAAGCUCAUGGAAAAGACAGGUGUUCUGGUCCUCUGUGCUUUCGGAUUCUGGGUGUUUUCUAUGCACUUACCGACCAAAAUGGAAGUCUGGCAGGAUGACAGCAUAACUAGUCCACUGCAGAGCUUGAGGAUGUACCAGGAGAAGGUGCGACAUCACACUGGGGAAAUCCAGGACCUCCGAGGUAGCAUGAACCAGCUCAUUGCCAAGCUCCAGGAGAUGGAAGCCAUGUCAGAUGAGCAAAAAAUGGCCCAGAAAAUAAUGAAGGUGAUACACGGAGACUACAUUGAAAAGCCGGAUUUUGCCCUAAAGUCUAUAGGGGCCUCCAUUGACUUUGAGCAAACAUCCGCCACAUACAACCACGACAAGGCUCGCUCCUACUGGAACUGGAUCCGUCUGUGGAAUUACGCCCAGCCCCCGGACGUGAUCCUAGAGCCCAACGUGACACCAGGCAACUGCUGGGCCUUCUCGGGUGACCGUGGCCAGGUGACCAUCCAGCUGGCCCAGAAGGUCUACCUGAGCAACCUGACGCUGCAGCACAUCCCCAAGACCGUCUCACUGUCAGGCAGCCUGGACACCGCGCCCAAGGACUUCGUCAUCUACGGCGUGGAGGGCUCCCCCAGGGAGGAGGCAUUCCUGGGGGCCUUUCAGUUCCAGCCAGAAAACAUCAUUCAGACGUUCCAGCUCCAGAACCAGCCCGCUCGGAAUUUUGAUGCAGUCAAGGUGAAGAUUUCAAGCAACUGGGGGAAUCCGCGAUUCACCUGCUUGUACCGCGUGCGCGUGCACGGCUCUGUGACCCCGCCCAGAGAGCCGCCCAGCUAG